Messenger RNA from Owenia fusiformis, 2495 nucleotides. The record is from the annotation of a GenBank genome assembly. Lineage: Eukaryota; Metazoa; Annelida; Polychaeta; Sabellida; Oweniidae.
CUAAAUUAAAGAUGGCUGACAAAAAAGAUUCAGGGAGUGACUCUGAGUCAACAGAGGAACCAGUAGUUGGCAAUGUAAACAAAUUCUCUGUCUCGCCACCAGGAUAUACAGGACGGACCAAGAAAGGACAUCUUAUCUUUGAUGCAUGCUUUGAAAGUGGUAACCUAGGGCGUGUUGAUUACAUCACAGAAUUUGAGUAUGACUUGUUCAUAAGACCAGAUACGUGUAACCCUAGGUUUAGGGUAUGGUUUAACUUCACUGUUGAGAAUGUAAAACAUGAUCAGCGUGUGAUAUUUAAUAUAGUUAACUUCAGCAAAACCAAGUCACUCUAUAGGGAGGGAAUGUCUCCAAUGGUGAAAUCAUCAAGCAGGCCUAAAUGGGUACGGGUCCCAGCCAAAAAUGUGUAUUACUACAGGUGUCCGGAUCAUAGAAAAAACUAUGUGAUGUCAUUUGCAUUCUGCUUUGACAGAGAACGUGAUGUUUACCAAUUCGCUUACUGCUAUCCUUAUUCAUACACAAGACUACAAAAUUAUUUGGACAAUUUAGAAAAAAGAAAUUUAGAUUUUGUAAAUAGAGAACUCCUUUGUUUAAGUGUGCAACAAAGGAGGCUAGAUAUGUUAACCAUAACAAACCCUGAAAACCUUGAUCCUGAUAAUGAGAAACAGAAAGUUGUAUUCAUCACUGCAAGGGUACAUCCUGGUGAAACACCAGCAUCAUACAUAUGCCAAGGUAUAUUGGACUUUCUUGUCAGUAACCAUCCUAUUGCCAAAAUCCUACGAGAUCACAUCGUGUUCAAAAUUGUCCCCAUGCUAAAUCCCGAUGGAGUCUACCUAGGAAACUACAGAUGCUCCCUUAUGGGUUUUGAUCUGAAUAGACAUUGGAUGGAACCAUCACCAUGGGCACACCCUACACUCUAUGCAUGUAAAAAUCUCAUGAUGGAACUAGACAGAAGUCAAAAAGAUGAUCUUGAUUUUUACAUAGACAUUCACGCUCAUUCAACAUUAAUGAACGGGUUUAUGUAUGGUAAUACAUACGAGGACAUGGACAGGUUUGAAAGACAGGCAGUGUUCCCCAAACUCCUCUGCGGCAAUGCGGAAGACUUCUCAAUGAGUAACACAUCAUUCAAUAAAGAUGCUGUAAAAGCUGGUACAGGCAGAAGGACCCUAGGUGGAAUAUUAGAUGAGAACUGUCACUGUUAUACACUGGAGGUAUCAUUCUUUAGCUACAUGACUAACAGUUCCAGCAACGCCCUUCCAUACACAGAAGAAGCAUAUAUGAAACUAGGACGCAAUCUAGCCAGGACAUUCCUAGAUUACUACAAGCUAACUGGAUACAUCAGCUCUAAGCCGAGUAGCAGCCUAGUACCCAAGCCUGGGAGACAUAGCGCUAGGGAGAGGCAUCGCGAGAGGGGGUCUUCUGAGAGAGCAGCAUCAGAACCCACUGUGAGAGUCUCAAAUGAUGAGAGGUAUGAUAAUAGAGGGAGUCAGGGCAGGCUGAUGUUCGAGAGGCCUACAAUGGGGAGUAAUGUCAGCUCUGGAAGCUUUGGAGAGACACAGUUUAGACUACAACAUAGAGGGAAUAGACCUUGAAUGAAGUCUUGUGAAUAGUCUAUGAAUUUUAGUGAAAAAUGCCCUGGAUUUUACUAGGGAGCUUAACUGUGCAUUAAGUACAUACAUGUACAAGAACUGAUAUAGGCCGACAUUGAAAAGUGCCUCGGUUUUCAUUGAAAAUGGCAGUGUGAUUCUUCUGGAUAUGAAAAGCCCUGAAACUACAUGUACCUCAGAGUAAACUGGUCCAGAAUUCUCUCAUGGGAAAAUACCUUUAUUCACAUGAAGAAAUUAGGCACUGAAUUUUUAGAAUUGGCAUAAAUGUGCAUAAUUGGCUGAUGCUGAAUGGUGAUGAAUUGGACAUAUCUUUUUAUAAUCUUUUUUAUAUAUCACUCAAAUGCUUUACUCACUUCACUGAUAGUAUUUAUCAUCAAGAACUUCUUAUAAUCAUAAUGCUCAAUGGAGAAUACAUAAAAUAAAAGAUAUAUGCAAGAAGUUUUCGAUGGUAUUUUAUUAUGAUGUUCAUCACAAUAUUCCCCACUGUAUCACAAAUCUAGUCCAAGAAACACUAGUCUUGGUACAAAGACUAAUUGUGAAUGUUUUGUUUCAUAGAAUCAACAAGAACAAUCAAGUAUAGAACAUUCAUGUACAUUUGAGUUUGGAAUAUCAACGAAUUUAUUGAACAUGUACAUGAAUUCCAUUCUCGAAUGAAUCCGUCCAAAAUAAAUUGAGAUAUGUUUAUUUAAAUAUGCAGAAUUAUAAUGUUUCUUCUGAACGAUUAAACUAUUUAUGUAUAAAAAUGUAAGUAUGAAUUAUUAGAUCAAAGUGGAUCUAGCAGAAAUAAAAGGCCAGUAUAAUAGUUAAUCAUUUUCUCUUGUUAAACUAUGAGAAUGUUGUUAUUUGGGUAGCUUCUAGCUGGUAGCAUUGUCUAUUGUCUAAUUGAGCCAC